CUCCUUUUAAGGGAGCUCAUCACCCAAGAACUCCAAAGUUAAGCGUGCUUGCACGGGAGUAGUCUUGGGAUGGGUGACCCCCUGGGAAGUUUCUCAGGGCGCGCAUGAGUGAGGACAAAGUGCGCGGUAAAGGCUAGUGGCGGUUUGUGGGGACAGUACUAUUGGUCCGGAGUAACUACCUCGGGUCCGGUGGGGCCGGGGUGUUACAGGUGGUAUCAGAGCAACCCUGCGACAGUGUGUUGACCCGUUGGAUAUCGAGCGGACACUUAGCAGGGGAAGAUUCUGGGAUUUGAUUGAGAUUUGAGAUUGGUUCAAGGGCGCAACGAGGACGUUGCGAUCCUAAGUGGGGGUGAUUGUAACACUUGAGAUUUAAUAUAAAUGGAUUAAUAGUACUACUCAUACCAACAGAGGUGCAUCUCCUUUUAAGGGAGCUCAUCACCCAAGAACUCCAAAGUUAAGCGUGCUUGCACGGGAGUAGUCUUGGGAUGGGUGACCCCCUGGGAAGUUUCUCAGGGCGCGCAUGAGUGAGGACAAAGUGCGCGGUAAAGGCUAGUGGCGGUUUGUGGGGACAGUACUAUUGGUCCGGAGUAACUACCUCGGGUCCGGUGGGGCCGGGGUGUUACAUUGUCGGACGCUUGAUAGCGGGAUUCGGAAGGUUAGCUUGGAAGGGGCGAGUGGGUUAUAGGAGGGAUUGCGAGAACAAGGGGAAGGGGUUUUUUCAACCGAAUCUUACGAAUCCACCAUGAGUAUUGUUAGCUGGAAUUGUAAAGGACUGGGAACCCAACCACGAUGCAAGGUCUCACGGAUAUUGUUAACCAACAUAGGCCGUCAAUCCUGUUUCUAAUGGAGACUAAGCUUCGGUGCCAGCGCGCGAAGGAGAUACUGCGGUCUUUGGGAUUUACCAAUGCGGCAGGUUAUGAUUGUGAAGGAUGAAGUGGUGGCUUGAUAAUGGGUUGGCACGAGGAUGUGGAGAUAAGAAUUCUAGAGGAGAACCCAAAUUACUUAAAUUGUAGAGUAAAGCUUCACACGGGGGGGGGGGGGGGGGAUGACAUGGAAGUUGACAGCGUAUUAUGCAUUCCCGGAUACAGUCAAAAGAAGAGCAGCCUGGACAAUGUUACAGAACCUGGCUGAAGGAGUUUCGGAGCCAUGGAUGGUGAUAGGGGAUAUGAAUGAUAUCCUUUAUGAUUCGGAAAAGAAGGGCAGAGUUGUUCACCCGGUUUGGAGGAUUCGUGGUUUUCAGGAGGCUGUUUUGGCUAGUGGAUUGAGGGACCUCCCUUUUGACGGGUACCAAUGGACUUGGGAGCGGGGAAAAGAUACGGACUUCUAGGUUCAAGAGAAACUGGAUCGCAUACUGGUCAACGAUCUCUGGUGGGACAGUUUUAUGGCCGCCAAAGCUUCUUCGGUUGAAGCCCCAACUAGUGAUCACGUGGCACUCUUGGUCCAUAUCAAACCUACGGUCCAAGAUCAUUAUAGGAUGGAGUUUAGGUUUGAGAAUGGAUGGCUGAGAGAGGAGGAAUGUCAUACGAUUGUUACGAAUACAUGGAGAGCAGGCAAAGGAAUGAAUGUGUGUGAUCGUUUGAAUUUCUGCAGGGAGGAACAAUAACGAUGGGAUAAACGUAGGACAAAGAGCUCUCGGCACCAAAUAAUUGCAUAUAAAAAACGUCUGACAUAUAUGCGGCGGAGGGAUGACUCGAAUAUUAUAACGGAGUUUGUGCGGGUGAAGCACAUCAUUAUAGAUCUGUUGGAGAAGGAAAAAUUUAUACUGGAAGCAAAGAUCGAAAGAAUUUUGGUUGAAGGAAGGAGAUGUUAAUUCAAAAUUUUUCCAUAAUGUUGUGAAAGCUAGGCGAAGGAAGAAUAAAUUGAUAUGGCUCCGCGCUGAGGGAGGAGCUUGGAUUACGGACAGGGGAGAGGUGGCAGGUUUGGUGGAAGAGUAUUUUUCCACGCUGUUUACUGAUUCGGGUGAGGCAGGGAAUUUCGAGGAGCUGGGUCACUUUCGCAAAGUAAGCUACCCCCAGAACCAGAAACUACUUUGCCCAAUUACUGCGCAGGAGGUCAACAAUGCUAUCUUUGAGAUGCAUCCUGAUAAAGCUCUAGGUAAGGAUAUGAUGGCAUGAACCCAGCAUUUUUCCAAAAGUUUUGGGAUGUUGUGGGACCGGAGGUGGUCGAUUUGUGCAAUAAACUCUUUGAGUCAGGUGUUAUCCCUACGGAAUUAAAUCUAAUUAAUACAGUUUUAAUUCCAAAAAAGGAUAAACCGGAAGUUUUGGUGGACUGGAGACCAAUUGCUUUAUGUAAUGUUGUCUAUAAUUUUUUUUAGAAGUUCUAGCCAACAGAAUGAAAGGCAUUCUAGGAUCUCUUGUAGGGGAUAGUCAAAGUGCUUUUAUUCCUGGCAGAUCCAUUGUUGAUAACACUGUUGUUGCUUUUGAAACCCAACAUUUUUUGAAAGGAAAAAGGAAAGGGAAGGAGGGCUUUGCGGCUUUGAAGCUUGAUAUGAGCAAGGCUUAUGACAGAGUCAGUUGGAUUUUUUUUGAAGCAGAUCAUGCUUCGAAUGGAGUUUGAUCCGAGGUGGGUGGAGGUUGUUAUGGCGUGUGUGUCGUCGGUGAAUUAUUUUAUUCAGGUUGACAGGGAUCAUUUGCGGCCGAUCACCCAGGAAGGGGGCUGCGACAGGGGGAUCCUCUUUCCCCAUAUUUGUUUAUUUUAGUGGCAGAAGGAUUGAGCUCUAUGAUUAAUAGGGCGGUGGCGGGUGGUAGAAUCCAUGGAGUGGCAGUCUGCAAAGGAGCCCCGAUAAUUAGCCUUUUUUUUUGCAGAUGAUAGCUUCUUGUUCUUUAGAGCUAACAAGAAUGAAUGCGGCCAAGUUAAGAGUAUUUUAUCCCAAUAUGAAAAGUUAUCGGGUCAGAUGGUUAACUUUGACAAAUCAUCGGUGGUUUUCAGCCCCAAUACUGUGGAGACCGAGAGGGUGAGCUGCCGAGCCAGGUUGGGAAUUAGGGCCGGGGUGGAACAAGGUAAGUACCUCGGAUUACCUGCUUUGGUUUGUAGGAAUAAAUCCGCUAUAUGGGGCUACAUUAGGGAUAUAAUUUUUAGUAGAAUCAAGAGCUGGAACAACAGGUUUUUAUCGAGAGCUGGGAGGGCAGUACUGUUAAAAUGUGGUCCAAGCUAUGCCAUCUUAUGCUAUGAAUGUUUUUUAUUACCUCAGGAGCUCUGUAACAAAAUUGAGAAGCUUAUGAAUGGGUUUUGGUGGAGAGGAACGAAGCUGGAUCAAAAAGGUUUAAGAUGGAGGAGUUGGGAGAGAUUGAGUAAACCGCGAGAAGUAGGAGGUCUGGGCUUUAGAAGAAUUAGAGAAUUUAUUAUUGCGAUGUUAGCAAAGCAAGGAUGAAAGCUCACUAGAGAUGAUAACAGUUUGAUGUGUCGGGUUUUAAAAGCUAGGUAUUAUCCCAAAUCGUCUUUCUUGGAGUCUAAUUUGGGGAAUAAUCCGUCUUUUAUAUGGAGAAGCAUCUUUGAAACACUAGGAAUUCUUAAGGAAAAUAUUAGAAGAAGGGUGGGAAAUGGGGUUGAUGUUCAGGUAUGGGCUGAUGCAUGGCUUGCGGGGAACAGAUGCGAACGUGUGACGUCACCAAAACCGUUGUAUGUAAGUGAUAUGAAUGUGGCGGCAUUAAGGGAUAGUUCGGGGAAAAAGUGGAAUUAUGAGAGAAUUAAUUCUAUCUUUAAUAAUGAAGACAAGGAGCGGAUUUUGAGCAUUCCGAUUAGUCAUCAUAAUAAAAAGGAUAGUUAUUGGUGGUGUGGGGAAGAGAAUGGGAACGCUUAUGUGAAAAGUUGUUAUAGAUUACUUAUGGGGAACAUCUUAAACUUGGAAGUUCUUCCGAAGUUUAAAUAUCUUGUUUGGCAAAUGAUUGAUGGUUCCAUGCCUGCGGUAGAUAACUUGAGGCGUAAAGGUGUUCAGAUUGUGGGAGGAUGCAAACUUUGCGGAGAUGGGGAUGAGUCCCUUGAUCAUGUGGUAAGGGUGUGUCUGUGGGCUAAGCAGGUUUGGGACCAGGCGGGUAUUGGAGUGGACUUGGUCAACUCGGUGGAAGAUUGGAUGAGAGGAAAACUGGAGUCGGGUAGUCCUAAGGAGAAAGAAAAAUUUGUUUCAUUAUUAUGGAGUAUUUGGAAAAGAAGGAAUAAUGUAGUUCGGAAAGAUAAAAAAGAAUCAGCGAGUUGUGUUCUUAAUGCAGCGACAAGUAUGGCAGAAGGGUGAAAAUAUGUGCAGCAGAGGCAGUCUGGCCCUCUGCAGCAGGACGAACUGGUGCCAACUCGGGGAGGAACUAGUGAGACUACAACAACUUCUCGUAUGGAUGGCGUAGCUGAUGAUGGAAAUUUGGGUGGUGUGCAACAGCUAAUUCCAGGACAGUUCUCUGCUUUGCAGCGGGGUCCAGUUUCAGAGUAGGUUGGAAGGAAGCAUCACGACAGAAGCAGAUUAGGGCUCUUAAUGAGGCUGGGGAAGAUUAGGGCAUGGGUAUGGAUUGCAUGAAAUGCGGAAGGAGAAUUUAUAAAGGCCAAAGGAGUGUCAGCGAAAGGGUCACGGUCGGUUGCCGAGACAGAAGCAUUAGGUAUGCGGGAUGCAGUCAUGGAAGCAGUUAAGGAAGGAUGGAACAAGGUGGAAUUUGAGACCGAUGCUAUGACAGUGGUGCAAGGAAUUCAGAAGGGAGAUGGCUCGGCUUGUUUACAUUUAAUUAUUGAUCGAUGAUAUUAGAGCUAUUUGGAGUCUAAGAGGAAUUUUGUUAUCCAUCAGCGAAUCGUGCUGCUCAUGCAUUGGCUAGAGCACACGUUUGUUUAUCUCAGAUAAGGAGUGUGUUUAUGAGUUUGCUCCUCAGUGUGUUGUAAGCCAUCUAGCGACUGAUUUGAUUAAUUAAUAUAUGGUUGGAUUGGAUGAUCAAAAAUAAAAAUUCAUUUGAACCACACAUGUGUAGAAUAUCAUUUUUCCUCUUAUUACCAAUAUAAGACAAUAAAAGAACUAAUCGAAAAAAGUGAAACUAUUUGACAUUACAAUGUUACAAAUUAUAAGAAAAGAAGAGAAGGAAAAAAUUUUAAAAAGUGCAUUUCAUAUGACAUAAUAGGAAAAUAAUAAAAGAUUAUAUUUAUAUUAGUAAAGCUUUGAGAUUCAUAUGAUCAAACCAAAUCAAACCUUUUUUUGGAUCAGGUAUCAAACCUUUCUCGGGCCAGAUUAUAUUAACACAAAUUGUGAACAAAGUUGUGUCUAUUAAAAAAUUUCAGUGUUUUAUCCAAUAUAUAUCACUCUAAGAACUUAUGCAACUCCCUCCUUAGAUUAAAUGUAUGUUUGCAUCUCUGAAAUAUGGCAG
Cuscuta epithymum is the source of this 5330-nucleotide messenger RNA. The record is from the annotation of a GenBank genome assembly. NCBI's taxonomy places the organism in Eukaryota, Viridiplantae, Streptophyta, Magnoliopsida, Solanales, Convolvulaceae.